AUGUCCAACUCGAAGACGGUCAAGAUCGGCGUCUUCGUGCCGACGGAGGUCCAGCUUCUAGACCUUGCCUGCAUCGACGUUUUCCACAUGAUGUCCAGGGAGUACCUCGGACUCGAGUCGAUGGAUUUCCUGCCCAGGCACGUGAGGGAACUCGCGCCCUCUGUGGAGAUUUCGUAUAUUACCUCCGUCGAGACGACGUCUUCCUCGCCCUCCGCGCUCGUACCGCUUACGUCGAACCUCAAGAUCGCCGCAAUGCACGAUAUGACACAUCCGGACGUCCAGCCGGGUAAGCUCGAUAUCCUCCUCGUCCCCGGCCCGGAUCCGUCUGCGAGCUGGGGGGAGGACGUGCUGGCGUUCUUGAGGGGCCAUGCGGCGCAGAAGGAGACGACGGAUGUGUUGUGCGUUUGUACGGGUAUCUUCUUGUGCGGUGCCGCGGGGGUUUUGGAAGGGAGGAGGGUCUGCGGGCCGAGGGGUUUGCAGGGCGUGUUGAGGAAGAAGUAUACGGGGACGGAGUUCGUCGGGGAGAGGUACCGUUGGGUUCAGGAUGGGAAUCUUUGGACGUGUGGCGGUGUCACGAACGGGAAUGACCUCGUCGCGGCAUAUGCGAGGGGGAACGGGAGGCAUUUCCCGGGACCGGUUGCUGAGAUUGCGUGCUCGAUGGCGGAUGUGGGUGAUCGCGGGCAGGUUUACGGGGAGGGGCAGAGUGUGUUCUUUCUGGGGGUUAUGUGGCAGGUUGUCAAGGCUUUGUUUGUGAGGCCUGGGAAGGCGAAGGUGGUUUGA
Molecule: messenger RNA, 780 nt
Organism: Colletotrichum karsti
Lineage: Eukaryota; Fungi; Ascomycota; Sordariomycetes; Glomerellales; Glomerellaceae
Product: ThiJ/PfpI family protein
Exons: 2
Coding region: 1-780 (259 amino acids)
Source: RefSeq, a predicted model, not a curated record